AUUAGAUACGGACCAGUAGAUGGCAGCAAUGCGCCUAAGAUGCGUUCAGUCUGUUGGAAAGUAAAAAGAAGAAGAAAAACGUCACCCGGAAGUGUUCACCCUGUGACAAAACGAGUGGCUGAAAGCAAACAUCAAUAAUGGGAGUCACUUGUGUGUGUCAAGUACCAGUGGCAGACGGGAAGAGUGUGCAACAGACUGUGGACAUGGUGCACAAGAAACUGGAGCAAUUGGGAGCUGUGAAGCAGGGCAGCUUCUGUGUAGACUGUGAGACAUACCAUGCAACUGGAAGUGUCAGUGGUCAGCCCUCCAAGCUCUUAUACGUGAUGCACAACUCUGAAACUCCUCUGAGCUGCCUGGCUCUGUUCGAGAACAGUCCCUGCCUUGUAGCUGACGGCAACUUUGACGUUCUUAUGGUGAAGCUGAAGAGCCACUUCCAGAAUGCAAAGGGCCACAAAGUGGAGUGUCGGGGAUCCCGAUUCCGCUACUGCGACUUCUUGAUUAAAGUUGGUACAGUGACCAUGAGCUCCAGUGCCAGAGGGAUAUCAGUAGAGGUUGAGUAUUGUCCUUGUGUGGUUCCCGGGGACUGCUGGAAUCUUAUGAAAGAGUUCAUGCAGUCUUUUCUGGGCCCGAGUGUGCCAGAGCUGCCGUCUGUGUUUGCUACCAAGCCCGAAGGCAUUUUCGCAGCGUCUGACUGCGUUGACACCAUGACUCAGUACCUGGAGUUGUUCAACAAACUUCGAGGCCACGGGGAAGACCCAGGACACGUUGGGAAGACUAUCUCUCCCGGCUGGCCUGGGAACGCCUCCGGAUCCCCCGGGAGGAGCUGGACGAAGUGGCUGGAGAGAGCGAAGUCUGGGCUUCCCUGCUUAGGCUGCUGCCCUGUGACCCGACCUCGGAUAAGCGGAAGAAGAUGGAUGGAUGGAAAAUAAUACAAAAGAAAAUUCAGUUAUAAACAUUCAUUCACUUCCUUCUUUCCUUCAUGGAGCUAAACUUUACCGCUGCCAGUAUUUUUUUCAAUAUUUUUAUUGUAAGAUUUUCAGAAUGUGUUUGUUCUAUUUUUGGCCAAAGUAAGACAAAGAAAACAAUCCGAUGUUGUCUUAAUUUUUUUGUUUUAAUGCCAUGAUUUUAAUAGUCCGACCCAUGUGUGCACAGAUUUUCCUCCAUGCGGCCCCUGAGCUAAAAUGAGUUUGACACCCCCGGUUUAUAUGAAUGUUGCUAUUUCUUGCUUUUUUUGCAAAUAUAUUUUAUUGAAUUUUACAGUUAAAAUCACAUUUGACAGUAAAACUUUGCUCACGCAGACCCUUCAUACAAGCACACGUCCACUCAUACACACUCACAUGCACACUUAAAGAGAGAGGUGCACUUGAACUUUAACAACUCAAGGUUUACAGUAUAGACAUUAUUAGAAAAAAUACCCAGAUAUUGUAUAUAUAUCCAUCCAUCCCGCUCUGGCUCAGGAUCAGCAGGCUAUCCAGACCAUAGCAAGAUGGAUGAAUAUUCCUCUGCAUCAAGGAUCCUCUGUAAGUGAUCACAAGAUCACCUCCCAAGGAUCUCUCCACCGUUC
Entelurus aequoreus (snake pipefish) is the source of this 1564-nucleotide messenger RNA. It is a transcript of the gene med20, whose product is annotated as mediator complex subunit 20. Bases 138 to 929 code for a protein of 263 amino acids. NCBI's taxonomy places the organism in Eukaryota, Metazoa, Chordata, Actinopteri, Syngnathiformes, Syngnathidae. Gene Ontology annotation, biological process: regulation of transcription by RNA polymerase II. Gene Ontology annotation, cellular component: mediator complex. The record is from RefSeq and is a predicted model, not a curated record. The transcript has 5 exons. Gene Ontology annotation, molecular function: transcription coactivator activity.